CGAGUAGAGUACGUCAUCGCUUAAAACUCAUACCGCCAAUUAACGAUGUAAGGCGGGCGCGUGCGAUGCGCGCGACGGUACGCUUCACAUUCGUACCGCGAGCCGCCCGCGCACAACGCGGCCCCCAAAAAGUCCCGACGCCCUAACUGAACAACUGUCCAGGACCACAGUACCGUAAACAAAACUACAGAGACCGUAACAACCAGUGUUCAUCAAGUAACAAUUUGUGUGAUCAGUAUUCAAAUCCAUAUUUAUAAAUAUGCUCUUUUAAUUUUAAUUUUUUGGCUCGGGAGGAGAGUCAAUCGGGCGGAUCGCGGGGGUGUCGUGGCGUGAGUGUGUGAGUGUGUGUGUGGCAUGGGGUAGGAUGGGUGCAGGACACAGCGCGGAGGGCGACGGCGGCGCGUACGCCAGCGACCCGCCCGCUCACGACCGCCGCAAGAGUUACAGUAGGAGGCGAAGGCACUCGGUGGACUCGGUCGCGUCGUAUUCUAGCCAGAAUCACGUUGACCGAAUAAGGACGCAGAAUUUCUCAGCGGCUUCUUGUCAAGACGAAGACUUCGGCUCGAUCAAGACAAGCCUCUUCAGACGGUCGUCGUCAAACUUAGAAUGUCCGCAUAAGCGACCGGAGAGCGUAACCUCAAACACAAGCUCUACAAGAAGCCGCCUUCGAGAACUUGUGGAAAGAAAGUCGAGUCAGGAAGAUCACAAAUCCUCAGCAAACGCCGUCGGCGAUAUCCAAUAUUUCGAGAACCCGACUGAAACCCUUGAAUUCGAUAGACCGCGCAACUCUUUGGAGAAAAAACAAGAAGAUCGACCCAAAAAGAGAAAGCUUUCAAAAAACAAGGAAAAAGACAAAGACAUCUGCGAAAACAAAAACAAAAAACACGAAAAAUAUCAGAGCAAAUUAGCUGAAUUUUACAAACUCCCUGUGCAAUUGCCUCAAGACGAAUUCUAUCAACAUUUGACAAAAUCCAAAGCGGCGGAAGAACUUUUAAAAAAGCGGUUCACGAAUUCUGAUACAGAGUUCAGCGGCAGCUACGGUAGAUUGUGCAAACACAAAGAGCCUGAGGGUUCAAACUUAAGACGCAGUCGUAGCUUGGCAGUAAUCAGAGAAGAAACUUUCACUGAUCUUCAAAUACAAAACCACGCUAAGAGCAAGAGAUCGCAGCUUAUUCCGCGCGCUCGCCUGUUCGACAAGCCUUGCUUUAAAGACAGGUUAAUUGGCCGAGUCAAGCAUCAGACAAAAGAAGAAGUUUUGGAGAGCAUUUACAUCGAUAGCACCGCUUCGUGUUUCGGUGAAAUUAACGCUCAAAGAGAAAGCGAGAAAGUAGAUAGCCUUGAAAAUAAGUCUCAAAAAGAAGACGCAACAUCAAGAGACGGAAGUCACUAUUCGAAGUCCGUAAGUGGAAGUUGGCCAAAUCUAAAUGAAGAAAACAAGCAAACACGACUAUCUGAAGACAGUAUUGGACAUUCCCGCAAUCCGAGUGACAUCGAUAGUUUAGAUUCAAACUACGUAAGAAAGCACUACAACUUUGACGCACAUCGCAAACACUACAAAGAUAGCUCUCCAGACACCGAAAGGUCUAUUACUUCACCAAAUCAUAGUAAGGAGUUAUACCCAACCACCGACGAUCACGAUUCGGACAACGAGGACAGGUCUAAAAAUAACACACCGAAAUCUUUCACCAACGACAGCCUAUCGAUUACUCACAGUGACAAAGACAAAACGGAGCAGGUAGAGCCGCAUGAUACAGAUGUAGAAUCUUUCGACGAAGUAUCUAUUCAAAGUAAACAAAGCGAAGCAAAAGAAGACGCUGAACCAAAGGCGAUAUCUAAACCCACUGACGCUAUAAAUGAGGCUGACAUACAGUCAGUAAUCUCAGAGAACGACGGUACAAUAUCAAGCCCUCCUGACAGUAUUACUUCAUACAUAUCUAUAUCGAUUGCGUCUUCUGCAGACAAAUCUCACAAACUGGAAUAUUUAGCCAAUUCUUUGGCUGAAAAAAUUGAUGAAUAUUGUGAUUCUCAAUUUAAAGAAACUAUAUCCAUCACCUCGAAUACUGUAAAUUCAGAAAACAAUCACCAAGAGGGUGACCCUAUUUAUACAAAAGUUGAUAAAAAGAAAACUUUCGCUGACAUUAGGAGAGAUUCGUUUUUGAAUAAAAGCGGAAACUUGUUCAAUGAAAUUCCAAAAAAGAAAAAUAACGAAAUUUAUGUAAGCAAUACUUAUAUUGAAAGUGACACCUACUUAACCAAAAGUCACUGCGCAUCAAAAAAUAUAACUACAGAGCCCUUUGUAACAACACUUAUUGAAAAUCAAUACUAUUCUUUACCUGAUAUCAACAUUAGUAAAUGCUUAAGAAAAUCUGAAAGAAUCGAUGCCCAACUGAGAGAGGAGGAUCCGGAAGAUAUACCUUGUGAAAAUACAUAUGAAAUAGCCCAAACACAUUUUCGCGAAAUUUUGUCUACGAAAGGAACCGAAAAUUAUGGUCAAUUAAAUAAGACACCUGUCAACAAUACCAUUACUACACAUAUACAAUCAAAUCCAAAUAUAUACCCGACAGCAUAUUCAGAACCCCAAAUAAUACAGAAUUUCACGAAGCUUGAAGACGAUUUGAAAUCAAUAAUUACUAUAGAAAGUUCUAACCCCAGCGAGAAAGACGCCAAUUACUAUCGCUCUAGCACACACCAGAAUGAACGAGAAAUUAAUGAAAUAGAAGGAACAAUACGUAAUAACAAAAUUAUUACAAAAUCCGAAAGUUUAAAAAUUACAAACGCAGUGUAUAAACCUGAAAUAUUGAAAUCAUUUUCUAACGAUAACAUUAACAAAUCAAUACAAGAUAAAAAAGCACGGACUGGAAUAAGGAAACAUUAUUCACUGCGGCAACGAGAUCCAACAGAAGAUGAAAUACACCGUAUGCCUAGCCCUGACACUGUAGCAAGAACUUUGAACAAAUCAAUUGACGCUGCAAUCACAAACUCUCAAGUUGAUGAACUUAAGACUCCACUAGUAUCAAGAGUGCAAUCUUUCAAAACUUCGGCUGAAUCAAGCAUUGCUAUUAUACCACUAAGUGGACAUCAGACUAUUAUCAUAGACCCACCAUUAAGUCUAGAUUCUAAAGAAGCUAAAACGAUUGCUCUAAAUACUCCGAUUGAAAUAAAAACAAACCCAACCGUUAAUACAGAUUUAAUUCCGAAAGUAGAGCUUGUAAAGAAAGUUAUAGAGCCGACUAUUGAAAGGAAAGAAAUUAAAAUCUCAAGUUCUUCUAUUGAUACUUCAAGUUAUUAUACACCAAAAGAUCCUUUUAUUACCAUUAAAUUAAAUAAGGUAGUAAAAACAACAUUACCAAAGCUUAAAGCGAGUGAAAAAAUUGCAUGUGUGCAACACAAAUUUGAGAAGCCACCGCAAAGGCUAAUAAUACACGACAACAAAACCAGCCCAACUGUACCAGUUGCACCAAUUAAUAAGACAACCGCAAUUGUAAGUAUGACACGCCCGCAAGUUCUUCAAGUGGUAGAUUCAAAGAGUAACAAACAAAGCCCUCCUGUUAACAUGGACAAAAAUAAUGGUACUGACCAUCAACCUAUAAACAAUAAUAAAACUGAUUUGAUUUCUGAAACAAAACAAGACCUUAAAGAGCCUAAAACCGAAAACACCGUUAAAGAAAAACUGAACAAUGCUAUAAAAACUGAUAUUGAAUAUCAGGAAAAGCUUAACUCUGUCAAGAACUACUGGUCAAGACUAGCAGAUAAAAACCCAGAAACGAGGGAGACUACUAAAAUAUUAGACACAAAAAUGAAGACUGAAGACUUGAACAAUAACAAGAACCGUAAUAAUGCUAUUAUAGAACAUCAAACCAAUGAGCAAGAAAGUGAUGAACUCCAAAGUGAAGACAACAAAACUACCCCUGAAAUAUCAGUAGGUAAUAUAAUCAAGUCCUUGGAAAGUGUUAAAAUUGUGGACAGUAUACGUAAAAUUAGUCAGACGAAGUUACAACUCUGGAAAGAUGAAACUGAAAAAGUUAAAAGUGACUCAGAAAUAGAAGAAACUACCUUAGAGAAAAUUGUAAAAAAUACGGAAGGAAACUUUUAUGAGAAACCAAAAAUAAAAAAGGAAGUUGAUUUAUGCAGAGAUACUCCAGAAAUAGAAAUAGUAGAAUUGAGCUGUGAGGAUAAUCAAAAUAAAAAAACACAAGCAACUCUCAUAAAGGCAGGUGGUUUUGACAAAGAAAAUGAUGAAUUUGAUCAUGUUCGUUACAAAGUUAUGAAAUCGGAAUUAUUCAAAAACAGUAUGAUAGCAAACUACAAGAAGGAAGCUCAAUUUGAUGGUUUGUUACAAUAUUUGCAAGACUACAGUUUUCAAGAAUUGUUAGUUAACAACAACAUAGUCAUAAUAGAACCAGUGAGGACAAAAAUUGAACCAGCGCCAAGAAGAAAUGUUACAGAUACUUGUAAAAUUCCUUCAACAUUGCUAAAGAAAUCUGAGAAUUCAUGUGGACAAGUAGAUAGAUCAAAAAAUGCUAUACGACGUCAUUUCUUCUAUCAUCCAAUAAGAGUAAAUAAAGAAAUCAUAGAAGAAGAAUUACCAAAUCCAGAUACAGUAAAGAAAGUUCGAAACCUAUUUGAAGAUACGUUGAAAAUGAAAAGCCCAAUGACACACGAUCCUCCACUUAUCGAUGACGUCGGUCUUACAAGACGAGCUACUUCUUAUAGAAACUUAAAUGAAGAAACUAAAGGAAUUAAAAUGGGAGGUAGAAAGAAGGUAAUUCGACAACUAACUAUUGACACUAACUUCGGAAAAAAGUGGGAUAAUGCUAGUCUUUCAAGUGGAGUAUCAAGUGGAGAUCUCAGUUCCAACAACGAAUAUGAAACGGACGGACUAAGCCCAUAUACUCAUAAAAAUUUAAAGGAUAAUGUUUACAGCUCCAGUGAUGAGUACCUUUGUGAUUCCGUGAGCCAAGAUUUUUGCUGUGAAAGCCAAUAUGUCAGUCCCGAUAUUUUGAAAAAGAUACGAGAGUGUGGCACUUCGAUCACUUAUUAUGGAGGCAAAGUAUUAAACUCCAAAACCGGAUCAACUGUCAGUCCGAUGACUAAAGCUAUAAUGGAUGAGAUUAAAAGCUUACAAAAAAACUGCAGCAGAGAUUGUUAUUCGUGUCAAACGAAAUGCCGAGGUGACAAAUGUUCAUGUCUUAUUGCAGACAAACAUAAGCAAAUGGUUGCCGAUAAGCAAAACUCUGCGACAUCCUCUGACUCGGGAAAUCAAACUCACGACAAAAAUAAACGCACAGAGGGCUUUCCAGGCUUCAAAUUUAAACUCGUCAAAUCUAACAGUUGUAGCAGUCGCCUGGAAUUGACGGGUACGGAUGAAAGUAAAAACCCACGACUUAAGUACAGAAAGUCACCAAAAGGUGAAGACCCUCCUUUAGUUUAUGACGACGAAAAUUCAGUGAAAAAUAAAAUUUGCAGAUUAGAAAGCUAUAAUAAAGGUAUUGCCAAAACUCCGUUUGAAAUUAAAGACAACGAAGACAAGAAAUUAAAUGUCAAAACUACAGUUUGCAAAAAAAUAGAAAACUCACCGCAAAACACUGCUAUAACUGAAAUGGACAAUGAAUCAACACAAACAGAGCAAGAGAACAAAAAUUUAAUUCAACCAGAGAGAAAACUGAGUGAUUCACAUGCAUUUGAAAAGAAAUUUUAUUAUGUAAACGAUACCCUUGAUCAGGGCAAAGUGACGACAGGGAAAUUUGGAGAAAUGGUUUUUGAAGAAUUCGAGGUUUUGGAAUCGUGUUAUGAUAGUUUAAAUAGUAAUAAGUCAUUGAAAUAAAAUAAAAAUAUAGUAAUAUUAAAAACAUAAGCUUUCGCUUACAUAAAUUGUGAUCUGUAUUCGAAUAACGCUAUUAAAUUAUUGCUUGUAAACAUAGUAACGAUAUAA
This is a messenger RNA of Hyposmocoma kahamanoa, 5932 nucleotides long. It is a transcript of the gene jv, whose product is annotated as protein javelin. The record is from RefSeq and is a predicted model, not a curated record. The transcript has 3 exons. NCBI's taxonomy places the organism in Eukaryota, Metazoa, Arthropoda, Insecta, Lepidoptera, Cosmopterigidae. The coding region runs from base 365 to 5824 and encodes 1819 amino acids.